Molecule: messenger RNA, 596 nt
Organism: Vanessa atalanta (red admiral)
Lineage: Eukaryota; Metazoa; Arthropoda; Insecta; Lepidoptera; Nymphalidae
Exons: 4
Coding region: 48-572 (174 amino acids)
Source: RefSeq, a predicted model, not a curated record
CAUAGAAAUUUUAAACUUGAUUUUAUUAUAUUUUCUAGAGUUAUUUCAUGAAUAUAAAAAUGCUUAAGGCUCUCAUUCCGAAGAAAUUCCUGUGUCGAUAUCCUCUCAGCACAGGUGCUAUUGUCGGGAGUAUUACACUUAUGUGUGUCACAGUUAUAUGCAUUGUAGCACUAAUCGUCCAGGUCUUGUUGAUGAAAAACUGCGCGAACUGUAGUGCCUACGUGUGGCGGAACGCUUACAGUUUCAGCAUCACCGGCGUCAUUUACUGCUUCAUUAUGUUCGCAAUGCACGGUUGGCUGAUGUGGGGAAUUAAAAAGAAAAAGUCUUCAGUCCUGUUGUCCUGGGUGGUAAUUACGUCUAUGUGGCUGUCACAAACAUUCUUCCUGCUAAUCACUUUGAUAUGCAUGCACAGUUCCGAAAUCAAUUUUGUAGCUUGGAUUCUCUGUCUCGUUCUUGGACUGAUCGCUAUAGGUGUGCUAACUUACUUCGUCCUCAUCGUUUUUGGACUUUGGCAAGAAGUGAAACAUUUACGAGAAAAAAGUGUUACUAUAACAAUGUCUACAGAUAACUAAUUCUAUAUGAGAUGAUUGUAACAC